CAAGAACGUUCCUAAGAAGGCAUCGUUUUUGAAAAGAGAUUUGGAUGCUAGGGCACAGUCCGAGGCCUACAGGCUUAUGUUUAGGCUUCCGGCAAGUGAGAAAUUGGAUGGAUCCAUUGAUUGCACCUUGUUAACACCGUACAAUAAAAAAUUUGUGGCUGGGCGGUUAUUUUUGUCUCAAAACUAUGUUUGUUUUGACAGUAGGAUCAAAGCACAAGUUAGUGUGGUAAUUCCAUUACGCGAUGUUGUCAGCGCUGAAAAAAUAGAAACAAACGUUUCCAAUCAGGCGCUUGAUAAGGCGAUAAUAGUGACAACCAGGGAUGUGUUGAACAAGACUAAUUUUAUAUUUGCACAAAUACUGGACAGGGAUUUUGUCGUUGAAAAGUUGUCCGAGCUCCUAGCCAAAACUCAAGAAAUGACGACGUUUUCUGGCUCAAACAGAUCGAAAGGAUCGCUGGUUGACCUAGAACCAGAGUGGAAGCCUCAACAGGCUUUGAUGAACAUUUUUCCACUGAGUCCGAUACCCGAGGUGAACAAGAGGCAACAACAACGUGCCAGGGAGUGGGAAGAACACUUUAACACCUACGGAAGAGGAGUGUGGAUGUACCGAACGACGGAAGUAGCCAAAUUGGUGCUGGAAGGAAUCCCCGACCAUUUGCGGAUGCAGAUCUGGAUGUCUUUUUCAG
Molecule: messenger RNA, 686 nt
Organism: Sitophilus oryzae (rice weevil)
Lineage: Eukaryota; Metazoa; Arthropoda; Insecta; Coleoptera; Curculionidae
Product: TBC1 domain family member 9-like
Exons: 3
Source: RefSeq, a predicted model, not a curated record